CUCUCUCUACGCCAUUCUAUAUAAUGUGGGAGCCACCAUCUCCUCCUUCGAGUGCUUCCCGGGAUCUUCGUCGCCGUAGAAAGGGCGACCCCUCUCCCGGCCGCCCCAGACAUCGGUCGCCGCCGCCUUCCUCCUCUCCUCCCUCGCGCUCGGCACUCCAGAACAUUGGGAGUUUCUGUUACCUUUUCCAGAACAAUCUUUUUGAAGACAAGAAUUAUUUUUGUGAGAUGGCAAGAAGAAUCACGAAUUACCACAGAACAUCUCGUAGGUUUAGGUCAACUCCAUAUCCAUUGCCUUCAUAUCACCGACCUAUUCCAGAAAGAGAAGAAAAUUUGAAGAAAGCAGCAUCCUUCACUUUGGAAAAAAAGGAUUGGAAGGGUGCGACCUGCCCGGUGUGCAUGGAAUUCCCACACAAUGCUGUCCUCCUCCUUUGCUCAUCUCAUGACAAGGGCUGCCGCCCCUACAUGUGUGCAACCAGCUACCGCUAUUCUAAUUGUCUUGAACAGUUCAAGAAGGCAAAUGCUAAAAUGACAUCAACAUUGGACAAUCAGAUCCACUAUUCGCCUGCAUGGAAGAAAUCUGAGGUAAGAGAGCUAGUGUGUCCCCUGUGCCGUGGCCAGGUGAAGGGAUGGACUGUGGUUGAACCAGCACGAGAAUAUCUCAACAAGAAGAGGAGAAGCUGCAUGCAAGACAACUGCUCAUUUAUUGGGAACUACAAGGAGCUCCGUAAACACGUGAGAACUGAUCACCCUUGUGCUAAGCCCCAUGCCGUGGAUCCUACUCUUGAACAGAAAUGGAGAAAUCUCGAGUACCAGACAGAACGGGCAGAUGUGAUCAGCACGAUAAGGUCUUCGAUGCCUAGGGCAGUUAUACUGGGGGACUAUGUGAUAGAAAUGGGUGAUAGUGACCCUGAUAGUGAUUAUGACAACGAGGAUGAUGAUAGUUUUUUUGACAAUGGAAAUGUGAUCUUUGGCAGGAGGAAUCAUCGGAGUUUCUUUAAUGCUCUCCUCCGAGAGUCGACUCGACAUCGGAGGCUUAGCAGGAACCAUGUAUCUGAGGUUGGGGAAGGCAGCAGCGGCUAUCUUCCAACCAUUGUUGAUCAUGCUUCUCUUGAUGCAACUUUUAGUUAUCCGUUGGAGGAAUAUGAUGACGAGGAAAGUACCAUAAGUAUAAUCCAUCCCGAAAGGCAGCAUCAUCGUCGUAGGAGCCUUGGGAGAUCCGUACAUGGUGCUAGAUUAUUGUAGUAGCACAGGAUCAGAUUCAAGGAAAGAUAUUAUCCUUUAAGCAUAGCUAAUGCUUGAACUAUUAUUUUCCUCUUUUCUUCACACACAUGAUUGUCUGUUAUAGCAAACAUCAAAGCUUGUUCCUUGUGUCUGUUCCAAUGUAGUUAUUGAUGAUAAUGGCUAUGCUUGAUUCUUUUCUUUUUUUUUUUUCGUUCUGAAACAAACAUGGUGGAACAAAUCAAAGCUCGUCAUUUGGGGGUAACAAUCUGGUUUUAAUUGUAAUCUCAGCUUUAAGAAACAUUUGACAUAUUUUUUCUUGUCA
This is a messenger RNA of Musa acuminata subsp. malaccensis (wild Malaysian banana), 1545 nucleotides long. RefSeq lists its product as uncharacterized. NCBI's taxonomy places the organism in Eukaryota, Viridiplantae, Streptophyta, Magnoliopsida, Zingiberales, Musaceae. The record is from RefSeq and is a predicted model, not a curated record.